Molecule: messenger RNA, 1620 nt
Organism: Enterobius vermicularis (human pinworm)
Lineage: Eukaryota; Metazoa; Nematoda; Chromadorea; Rhabditida; Oxyuridae
Source: the annotation of a GenBank genome assembly
AGUCAAGGAAAUGAAAGAGAAAGUUCACGCAAGAGCAUGAACAGUAGUUCCAGUAACCGAAAGUCGUUUGAUAAGGGUGAUAAACCGCGCACCAGUUCUGCGAGUGUUGAGAAGACUUCUGGUGGUGGAGUUGAAUUGGACGAACCGUUUAGCGACAGUGAGGAUGAAACUCCACGGGGACCAAGGAAAUUGGAGUUGAAUAUUCCUAGAGGUCGUAUUAGAACUCUUUCUGGCACUGUACCUAUAGUUGGAUACAGUCCGAAAUGGGGUGGUCCAACAAUGUGCCUCAGUUGUUUGCAAUUCUUCGAUUUGCCGUCGAUGGUAGAUGAAUUUGCAAAGCAUUUGCUGGAGUCGCAUCAUAUAGUUGUGGUUGAAAUGGGACUUAUUGUUGAUCUGAAGCGGUAUGUUGAAUACUGGAGGCAGCGUUUUGCAAAGACCAGUAUCGACAAGGUGUUUCCAAAGAUUGUUCCGAAAGAAGGUGAUCCGUACUUUGGAACAACCGACUAUUAUUUUGAGAUGGCUGAGAGUCUUCCAGAAGAUUACUCGCUAAGACAAAGACUGGCUAUGAGGCGCUUGGAAGAGGCGUUAGCUUGUCAGCAACGAGAACGUGAAGAUUCUACUUUCUCACUGCAGUGCAUAUUCUGUCGAUAUGUAGCAGUUGGGAACCGCUCCAAAAUCAUUCAUCAUUUAUAUAUGAUACACCAUUUGAAUCUUGGGUCUCCUGAUAAUCUUGGUGAUCUAUUCUGUUAUUUGAACUUUUCGUUAACUAUGGGAAACGAAUGUAUCUACUGCGAAAAAACGUAUAGUGAUAGAAACACUCUUAUGGAGCACAUGCGUAAAAGGAAUCAUCGGGAGGUCAACCCGAAAAACCAUUAUUACGACAAAUUUUAUAUAAUAAACUAUCUGUUUUAUGUACUUGUCGGAUACAUCACGCACAGAACUUUUGAAGAGUUUGAACUGGGGAAGCGUUGGCUAGAUGUAUUGGCGGAAGAUUUUGAGGAUACCAUGCCCACCUUUGUUGAUUCAGACGAUGAGGACGAACAAGAAUCAUGGCAUGAGUGGCAAGAAGACAAUCUUGAUAUUGACCAAACCCGUGUCAUUUGUCUGUUUUGUGACGAAAGUUGCGAUACUAUCGAGCCAAUGCUUAUACACAUAAAGGAGGCGCAUGAAUGCGAUAUCCUGGAUAUAAUUGAGAAAGAAAAUAUGGAUUUAUACCAGCGCAUGAAAAUGAUUAAUUUCAUCCGCAAACAGAAUCAUGACUUGACCUGCUUUGUCUGCAGCAAGGGAGGUUUCAGUAAUCUGCAGGAUUUACGGAAACAUCAAGCCGAAAACAAUCAUCUUGCAAAGGGGCUUCCCGAUAAAGCUUUAUGGGAUGCUGAAGAGAAUUUGGUUCCUAUCUAUGGAAAUGACCACUUAUUAUGGAUGCUGGAGUCCUAUAUAGAUGAGAAAACCGCCGUAAAUGAUAUAGAAGAAUUUCAUCCGCGCACUCGUGAUGAGCUGCAAAAGGAGUUAGUUAAAGAAAGUGAAGAAAACACUGUUCCUGGGGUUGUUGCCGAAGACUUGCCUGAGCUACGUAACAGCGCGCUUGCCGACAAAGAGCUGUAUGAAUCACUGAAGUGA